Messenger RNA from Owenia fusiformis, 2052 nucleotides. Lineage: Eukaryota; Metazoa; Annelida; Polychaeta; Sabellida; Oweniidae. The record is from the annotation of a GenBank genome assembly.
UUGGCAGCUGUAGUAAAGAUGCAAUAUGCUUUACCAUCUACUUUACAACUUAAACCACGAGGACGCCGAUUGACCCAGAUACUAGUGUUCCAAUUGUGGUGCCACAUAGCAGUAGCAACACAAUCGGAUGACGAAUUCUACUAUGGGGAUUUCCCUGAAGAUUUCAUCUGGUCCAGCGCCACAUCCUCCUAUCAGAUCGAGGGAGGCUGGAAUGCAAGUGGGAAAGGGGUGAACAUCUGGGACACAUUCUGCCAUUCCUAUAAUGGGAAGGUCGAGGGAAAUGCCACUGGAGACAUCGCAUGUGAUUCUUUCAACAACUGGAGACAAGACGUUGAGAUGCUGAAAUUCUUAGGGGUUCAAUUCUACAGAUUUUCCAUAUCAUGGGCAAGGAUCUUCCCUGAUGGGACCAACGCUACCAUCAACGAGGCUGGGAUAAAAUACUAUAGUGACCUCAUCGACGCUCUCAUCGCGGCCAACAUUAAACCAUUCGUCACCCUUUAUCACUGGGAUCUUCCCCAGACGCUUCAGGAUUUUGGAGGUUGGGAGAACGAGACUAUGAUUGAGUACUUUAACCAGUAUGCCAUUAUCUGUUUCCAACGAUAUGGUGAUAGGGUCAAACAUUGGCUGACUUUUAACGAGCCGUGGGUCGUAGCAUGGCAAGGCUACGGAGAAGGAAGCUUUGCCCCUGGAAUAGUCAGUCCCGGUGUAGCUGUGUACAAAGCUGGGCAUACUAUGAUCAAAGCACAUGCUAAAGCCUACCACACUUAUAAUGACACAUUCAGAGCAUCACAGAAAGGCGUUAUAUCUAUAACUUUGAACACCGACUUCAAAUCUCCUAAAAAUACAAGCAAUCCAUUGGACGUGGCUGCUGGCGAAAGAUGUCUUCAAUUUUCCAUAGGAUGGUUUGCCCAUGCCAUCUUUAAAAACGGCGACUAUCCAGAAAUUAUGAAGGAACAAGUGCGCAGUAAAAGUUUAGCUCAAGGCUAUAAUGCUUCCAGACUUCCUGUCUUUACAGAAGCUGACCAAGCGUAUAUUAAAGGUACCCAUGACUUCUUCGGGUUGAAUACAUACACCACCCAAGCUGUAGAACACUAUGUGGACCCCAAUAGUGCUACAAAUACUCCAAGCUAUAUGGACGACCAGGACAGGAAAGAAAGUUUUGAUCCUAGUUGGCCUACUUCCGGUGCCAGUUGGCUACGCAUGGUGCCCUGGGGAAUACGUCGUCUGCUGAACUGGCUGAAGAAUGAGUACAAUGACCCCGAGAUCUUCAUUACUGAGAAUGGCAUCUCAGAUAGGAACGCUACCUCUGUUUUGUUACAAGACUCAUGGAGAGUGAAUUUCUACAACCAAUACAUUAACAACGUUCUCAAAGCGAUUAGAAAAGAUAAUGUGAACGUGCGAGCAUAUACAGCAUGGUCGUUAAUGGACAACUUCGAAUGGGGUAGGGGCUACGAGGAACACUAUGGUCUUUACUAUGUGGACAUGUCCGAUCCAAAGCGACCAAGAACAGCAAAGGAUUCAGCAAAAUGGUACAAAAAGAUGAUCGCAGAUAAUGGAUUCAAGAAGAACUCUUCUGGGGCGAAAAUUAAUACAGGGACUCUAUUCAACGUAAUUGCACUCUCUGUCAUAGCUACGCUUGCAGCUUCAAAGUAAAACUUUGUACGGGACUUGCAGUUAGGGGCUGUCAGAGGCUUACUGCAAAACAUUUAAUUUAGACGAAAACUAUAGCAUACUGUUUAUUUAUCUGAUGCGUAUCAAGUACAAAUAAUUUAACCAAACCAACUACCAAGAAACUGUUUGCAAAUGGAAUGACCUUAUAGUAUACAGAAAAACGUGCUAGUGAUCGUUUGCAAGAGGUUUCACCAAAGGAUGAUUGUAUAGUGGUACUAAAAAGGGAUCGAAUCACUCAUUUCACGACACAGCACGGUACGUACCACGAUACCAUGCGUACUUGGUCCAUGCAGUGUGUCUAGUGGGAGAGAGCCUUUUUUAGCUCAAAGUGUGACUCGUAUGUGAAGUAAAAGAAACCCAAAUAUCAGACUUUGGUAUUGA